This is a messenger RNA of Pistacia vera, 1345 nucleotides long. Its product is annotated as serine/threonine-protein phosphatase 5-like. The record is from RefSeq and is a predicted model, not a curated record. Lineage: Eukaryota; Viridiplantae; Streptophyta; Magnoliopsida; Sapindales; Anacardiaceae. The transcript has 8 exons. The coding region runs from base 103 to 1062 and encodes 319 amino acids. Gene Ontology annotation, molecular function: Hsp90 protein binding.
CACUCUCAAAACUUGGAAGUAGAUCAAAGGCAGCCUCCGUCCCUGCGAACGGUCCAAAGUUCAAAGAUCUCCCAUAAACCCUAGCAACGAAACAGGUACACUAUGGCUGAAGCAGAGGAGAUGUCAUUGAAAGAUAAAGGUAACGAGUUCUUCAAAGCAGGCAACUACCUCAAAGCAGCUGCUCUUUACACUCAGGCCAUCAAACAAGACCCUUCUAAUCCCACUCUUUACAGCAACCGUGCUGCAGCAUUUCUACAACUGGUUAAGCUUAGCAAAGCACUUGCUGAUGCAGAGAUGACUAUCACAUUGAACCCCCAGUGGGAAAAGGGUUAUUUCAGAAAAGGAUGCAUAUUGGAGGCCAUGGAACGAUACGAUGAUGCUUUAAGUGCCUUCCAGACAGCUUUGCAAUACAAUCGACAGAGUGCAGAAGUAUUAAGAAAGAUCAAGAGGAUUUCCCAGUUGGCAAAAGACAAACAACGAGCCCAAGAAGUUGAGAAUAUGAGAUCAAAUGUUGAUAUGGCGAAGCAUUUGGAUGCCUUGAAAUCAGAAAUGUCUGAGAAGUAUGGAUCUGAAGAAUGUUGGAAGGACGCCUUUUCUUUUCUUGUUGAGACAAUGGAGACAGCUGUGAAGUCUUGGCAUGAAACGUCUAAAGUGGAUGCUAGAGUCUAUUUCCUUCUUGAUAAAGAAAAGACAGACACUGAGAAGUAUGCUCCAGCUGUCAAUAUUGAUAAGGCGUUUGAGUCACCGCAUACACACAGCAGUUGUUUUUCAUUUCUAAGGCAGUAUGCUGAGGAUUCUUUCUCUAGCGCAGCUUGCCUAGUGGCACCAAAAAGCAUUAUAUCUUACCCUCAGGUUUGGAAAGGUCAAGGAUCAAGAAAGUGGAAACAUGGGCAACAUGAUGGUUUCUUUGUUCAAUUUGAGUCACCCCUCGUGCGAAAACUAUGGUUUAUACCUAGUUCCAAUGAAAAGGGGCAAGUAUUGUGCAGGGACCCGGAGGUUUUGGACAUCAGUGCCCAUGAAGUGCUUCCACGUAUAUUCAAAGAGAAGCUUUCCGGUUCGUAAUAGCCAUUUGUAUUAGUUUGGUACUUAACAAAGGAAAAAGGUUGGCACAGACUUAACUAGGAGAGUAGCAUAUAUCGUGAAACAUGGUGGUAAACAUCGGGGUGCCUGCUUUUGACUUGUGUUGGUAUGCAAGGCCUCAAGUGGAUGUGUUAAUUUUGAUGAAAAGUGGUCUCUUAGCAUACCAUUCCUGCACUCACUUCUGAACUCUGGAGAUUUUGCUGGGCUUGUUGAGUAAUUGCUUUUUGCCAACAUACUUUACUGUAAAGUUGAUUCCUGUAUUUUU